This is a messenger RNA of Panicum hallii, 3007 nucleotides long. Its product is annotated as GPI transamidase component PIG-T. The record is from RefSeq and is a predicted model, not a curated record. Bases 751 to 2688 code for a protein of 645 amino acids. The transcript has 6 exons. Gene Ontology annotation, biological process: attachment of GPI anchor to protein. Lineage: Eukaryota; Viridiplantae; Streptophyta; Magnoliopsida; Poales; Poaceae. Gene Ontology annotation, cellular component: GPI-anchor transamidase complex.
GGUGCGCACGAGACAAACCUUAGCAUCGACAGGGGCAGCACCGCUACUGCUUUGAUGGACCUGUGGAGGCCCUCGACGUCAGCGAUGAGCGAGAGCAGCUUGCGCCCCCGGUGAGCAGGCACAUCCCAUCGGGAUUGUCCGCGGCCAUGAUCGAUAUCACACCGCACGCGAAGCCCAGAAGCACGAACAGACGCGAGGUCACGAGCGGGCGAGGCUUGCUGGAAGGGUGGCCAUGAGGACCUCGCGGGGCAGUAGCUGGCCAUGGUUGCGGUCCGCGGCAACAUCGGUGGGGAGAAGCUAGGGGCGUUCAGAGCACGGUUGGCAGCCGCAGGUGGUAAAAUUGAUGAUGGUGUGGAAGCGGAGGAGGCCGAGGGAUAGGUGUAAGCGAUGGCGCAGCGGAGGAAGCCGAGGGUGGCCCCCUCCUGAGUCCUCUUGAGCUAAAUCUGAGUCAAUUCAUUUCUUUCCUUGAGAAAAUUCCUUGAGAAAAAGAGAGGAAUCUGCUUGCAACCCUUGGAUUGGAGGUGGACGUCGCCCGCCAGUCACGCCGUGACUUGCUGAAGGAACGUUACUGAAUCCUUCUCCCCAGUUCCCCGUCCGAGCUCCGUUGCUGCUCCCCUGAUUCGUGCUCGUCCAGCACCGGUGGGCAGUGGUAGACGGCCUGUGACGAGUCACGCUACUGGCGGACAGCCCCCGGAACCAGUCCACGCGACGCCACCCUUCAGCAGCGCCUCCCUUCCCUCGCCGGCGCUGAUGGCGCCACCGUCUCCACCUCCCGGGACGGUCCUCUUCAUGCACCUCGCCAUCCUCUUCCUCCUUGCCGCCGCGGCGGCGGCAUCGGCGGCGGCGCUUGAGGAGGAGUUCACGGAGGAGCUGCUCCUGCGGCCGCUCCCCGACCGCAAGGCGCUGGCCCACUUCUACUUCCGCUCCUCUGCGCCCCCAGCUGCCUCCGUCGGCCGGCACCACCACCUCUUCCCCAAGGCCAUCUCCCAGCUGGUCAAAAAAUAUCAUAUUAGUGAGUUGGAGCUAUCUUUCACCCAGGGAAGAUGGAACUAUGAGCAGUGGGGUGGAUUUGAUCCUAUGUCAACAAGUAAUGCAAAGCCUCCUGGUGUUGAGCUGUGGGCGGUUUUUGAUCUUCCUUUGUCAGAGAUUGACGCAACAUGGAAGAACCUGACCCAUACACUAUCUGGUCUGUUUUGUGCAUCCAUCAACUUUUUAGAGUCUUCCACUUCAUUUUCUGCUCCUCGUUGGGGAUUUAAAUCAAAUGAAGGCAAUUUGCGAUAUGGUGCAUUGCCUCGUGAAGCAGUAUGCACUGAGAAUCUGACACCUUGGCUGAAACUUCUUCCAUGUCGUGACAAAGCUGGGAUAGCUUCUUUGUUGUAUAGACCUUCAAUUUACAAAGGAUAUUACCAUUCCCAGAAACUGAAACUAAGGUCAUCCCAGUCACUUGGUAUUAUUCUUGAUCAAACACUGACUGUUGUACUGCAACCAAAUACUAUUAACGGUAAACAGCUACAUUCUAGUCACAGACAACUUCAGCCCAGCUGGUCCAUGAGACAUCUUUUCAACAGAAAGUUGUCAGGGAAAUGCCUUGUUUCUAAAUCCAGCAGAAUAUUCAUAGAGGUUGAUAAAGGUAUUGUUGACAAAAUUAACAAAUCUGGAAGUGAUCUUUCUUGGAAUAAUGAAUUCUUUGUAUUGUCCAAUGGCCCGGAUAGGUUGACCAAAGACCUAAAUAACUUGGAAGUUCAAUCUUCUUCUAUAUAUGAGUAUGAUGUUAGUAACUGCAGUGAGGAAAAGCCUUUUGAUGUGGGCAUAACUUGGAAGCUUCCCCUGAUAUGGUCUUGCACCCCCUCACCUUUUCAUGUAAGCAGAUUUCUUAUGGGUAGUGGAAAUGAAAGAGGGUCAAUUGCUCUGUCCUUUACAUCCACUAAUCUUCAUAAGAAGAUAUUUGGCAGCCCAAAUGAUUGUUCAAUAAAGGCAAUUAUUUUCCAGAUUGUUCCAUGGUAUGUUAAGGUCUAUUAUCACAGCCUAGAAAUAUUUAUAGAUGGGAACAGGAAGGCUGUAUCAGAUGUAGUUGACAAGAUUCAUGUCACUCCUUCAGAAGACAAGCUUUUGCCUGGUACACUGGAGAUGCUACUAAGGUUCCCUUGCAGUAUGCGGUCGGCUACUCUGGCAUUGGAUUUUGACAAGGGAUUCCUGCAUAUAGAUGAAUAUCCUCCUGAUGCUAAUCAAGGAUUUGAUAUUCCAUCAGCUCUGAUUAGCUUUCCUGAGUUCAACUCCGCUAGAAAUUUCCCUGAAACUGAUCCAUUACUUGGAUCUCCUUUACUAGAAAAUUUCCAGGAAGAUACUGUUGUGAAGUCAUAUACGGAAGUAUUGCUCGUUCCCCUGACAACUCCUGAUUUCAGCAUGCCAUACAAUGUUAUCACCUUCACCUGCACUGUUUUAGCUCUUUAUUUUGGUUCAUUAUUGAAUGCUUUGAGACGAAGGAUCAGUGAGGAAGAGAGGGAGUUGAAGAAAACAGCCACAAGGCAUGGCCUCCUUCCUCUGUUGCUAGCUAAGCUAAGGGGGCAGAAGGUUGAUCCGACGGAGUCAGGGUCUUCAUCUGAAUCGACUGGAUCAAAGAAGCUGUUAUUCAAGGUUGUGUUUGUUGCCGCAGCUGCAGUUCUGUUUCACUAUUUCUCAAACAGUUGAGAGUUAACAUUGUUAUCAAGAAAUCGGCUAGUUUGGACUGUGGAGCCACAGCGGUAGAAUGUACCAUCUGUAGUAUAUGUAUUGCCUGCCUGUAAAUUUGGCUGCAUCCAGGCAUUGUUUUGCCACCCUAGAUUCUUGAAAGCAGCAGGUCGAUUUUUUCCAGGGACCCAAUACACAUUUCUGAAGUUGAUGUAACCACAUUUUUUGCCGCUUUGUUUUGUGGCAUUGUGCAUUUGUAUGUAACAGCUCACAUGAAUCUUCCAUGAACUGCGCCAGUGCUGAUCUUGGAUUCAACCUUAAAGGCACCGACCUGUUUGUU